ACACCUUUAUCACCCAGCGCCGAACGACCACUGCCGUUCAGUGUCUAUCAUCUCGGAAUCUUGAUAUAGAGGGUUUCACUUGCGGUUAUGUGAAUAAUUGCUAUUAUUCAGUGUUCACCUGAAGAAAUGGAUUCGUGGACAGCCAAGCUCGAGCACUAUGCCGUCCUAGGGCACCUAGAGGGGGUGCAGUUGGCGCUGGCAGCCGGGGCGGCCGUUGAUGGCAGCUCCAAGGGACUGCGGACUCCCCUCCACAACGCUGCUCGGAGCGGUAACCUGGUGAUCGUGAGACUUCUGUGUGAUCACCAGGCCAACACCAGGGUCAAGAGUCUCAUUGACAGAGGGAUGCAGCCCCUGCACCUCGCUGUGAGGAACGGCUACACGGACGUUGUGAGGGAGCUGCUGACUAGGGGCGCCGAUGUUGGUGCCGCCGAUAACAAAGGUUUCCAGGCUGUCCACCUGGCAGCGGUCCACGGCCACAAGGAGGUUCUGGAGGUGCUGAGAGAGCACAACUGCGACCUGGACUCUCAGAACAGAGACGGAGCCACGGCCCUGCAUCUGUCGGCCGAGAGCGGUCACCUGGAGGUGGUGAGGUGGCUGGUGGAGCAAGGCGCCUCCACACACGUCACAGACACCCACCUCCGCACCGCACAAGACUACGCUAAAAGACUACGUUCACAUGAGGCUAUUGUAGAAUUUCUCCAGGGCUAUAGCAGUCCCAUUGACCAGCAGGGAAGCGCCACCCAGGAGGAAGAGGAGCCGCCUACAAGAGAAUCACACUCAGCCCGCCAAAACAGCGUUGCUCACCAGAACCGAGACGUCAACCAGAGCCGUGACGCCAACCAGAACCGAGACGCCAACCAGAGCCGUGACGCCAACCAGAGCCGUGACGCCAACCAGAACCGAGACGUCAACCAGAGCCGUGACGCCAACCAGAACCGAGACGUCAACCAGAGCCGUGACGCCAACCAGAACCGAGACGUCAACCAGAGCCGAGACGUCAACCAGAACCGAGACGCCAACCAGAACCGAGAUGUCAACCAGAGCCGUGACGCCAACCAGAGCCGUGACGCCAACCAGAGCCAUGACGCCAACCAGAGCCGUGACGCCAACCAGAGCCGAGACGUCAACCAGAGCCGUGACGCCAACCAGAGCCGAGACGCCAACCAGAGCCGUGACGCCAACCAGAGCCGUGACGCCAACCAGAGCCGUGACGCCAACCAGAACCGAGACGUCAACCAGAGCCGAGACGUCAACCAGAGCCGUGACGCCAACCAGAGCCGAGACGUCAACCAGAGCCGAGACGUCAACCAGAGCCGAGACGUCAACCAGAGCCGUGACGCCAACCAGAACCGUGACGCCAACCAGAGCCGUGACGCCAACCAGAGCCGUGACGCCAACCAGAACCGUGACGCCAACCAGAGCCGUGACGCCAACCAGAACCGAGACGUCGACCAAAACCUUGACGCCAAUGAGAACCGAAACGCCAACCAAAAUGCCAAUGAGAACCGAGACGAAAACCGUCAACAGCAACGUCCCCAACAGCAGCAACAGCGUCCUCAACAGCAGCAGCAGCGACCCCAAUACCAGCAACAGCGUCCCCAACUGCAGCAACGGAAAAGCCAGCAGACAUUACAUCAGCAUAGAAAACAAAAGCAGCAAUUGCAACAACAGCAGCCAGAGAAACAAGAGCAACUACAAGGCCAGCAGCAGCAACACGAACAAGACCACCAGCACGACAGAAGACAAGCUCGCGCAACACCCACUCUCCAUCUACCGAAGCCAUUAUCUGAACCUCCUGGGGGCGCUGACGACGCCCCUGACCAAGCUCUUCAACCUCAACCCGCCAGCCAAUCACACCCACGACAAGAUCAAGACCAACAGGCAUUAACCCAGCCUUCAACUGCGAACAACUGCACCACUACUCCAACCCCGCCACCACGAUGUGAUGGACUCUUGUAUCGUAUGCUGUCUACGUCCGAGACUGAUGACUUAGAGGGGGAAGCGGAGAUUAAUGAUUCUCUAUCUACUGAUACCACAGAACAGGAGAUCGUGGAGGCCGUGUCAGCAGGAAACCACGCUGCCACAGAGAGAUUGCUGGUAGCUGGGACCAGUCCAGACACCCGCAGCUCCAAGGCAGGGGAGAAAGGUCUGACGUUGAUGCACCUGGCCUGCUGGAGUGGCUACCCGAAGAUCGUAAGACUCCUCGCUAAGUACAGAGCCGACCGUAAGGCCACAGCCCAUGGGCUGCUGGCUAUACACUGGGCAGCUGUGGGCGGCCACGUACCUGUGCUGGCGGUGAUGUGGGAGAAGGGCUUCAGCAUCAAAGCUAGGAGUCAGGACGGGGCGACGCCGCUGCACCUGGCUGCCGACCACGGCAACAUGGAGGCGGUGAAGUGGCUGGUGGAGAAGGGCGCCUACCUCAACGUUAAGGAUAAGCGCGGUCGAACGCCCAAGCUCGUGGCCAAGGAGGCGGGCAACAAGAUGAUCGUCAAGUUCCUGCAGGACAAGGAGGAUGAGAUGCACUUAAGUAACCUGCAGGAGCAACGUAAGCUUGGUGAAGGAAGCUUCGGCGAGGUGAUCCUUGUAAGGAGUAACAACGGCUUCGUAGUGGUGAAGAGGAUCGACCUGUCGCAGCUCCGACGGAAGCACCAAGAGUACGCCCACAGGGAGCUUAAGCUACUCAAGUCUCUGUGUCACCCCUACAUCGUCGCUUACAGGGGCGGAGGGUUCGAGGGCAAACAUUUACACAUCCAUAUGGAAUACUGCAGCGGCGGGGACCUGGCCUCCCGCAUCCAGGAUCAGAAGACCGCUGGAGUCGACUUCGAGGAGCGUCUUGUCCAUUGCUGGGUGCUUAGCAUCUGCUUGGCUCUCAAGUACAUCCACGGUCGCAACAUACUGCACAGGGACUUGAAGCCUCAUAACAUCUUCCUGACGGAGGGCGGCAUCAUCAAGCUGGGGGACUUCGGGUUGGCGCGCGUCAUAGGCGAUGCCCAGCGUGCUCUCACCUCCCUGGGCUCCCCUGCUUAUAUGAGCCCUGAAGUGAUACGCGGAGAAGCCUAUGACGCUAAGGCCGACAUGUGGGCCCUGGGGUGUUGUCUCUACGAGUUGGCAACACUGGAACGAGGGUUUCCUUACAACGAGGUGAUCGUGUCAGGAGGGUUCUGCGAGGAGUACAAGGCGGCUGUGGUGUCCCUUCUGCAGCAGGAUCCGGCCAGGCGGCCCACAGCGGCCCUCCUCCUCAGGAAGUCCUUCAUUCUGGAGGCGAUGGAGAGCCAGCUAGAGGAGAAGGAACAGGACGUGACGGAGCUGAACAGAGAAGUGCUUCAGCUGAGUCAAGAGGCGGAGGAGCUCAUCACACAACUGGAGGCACUUAGAGCCAGGAACACCAGACCAAACGAGAAGAAACCCAAGACGUGAACAACAAAAUAUCUGAAGGUGGUGAAGGAGGAAAAUAAGAAAUAUAAGCUAAAGGAGACCGAAUGUAGAAGACAUUAGAAAUACAUAAGAAACAUGUAAAUUUAGAUAAGCUAUUUCCUGGAAAGUUCAUACCAAUAGAUAAAUAAAUUAAUGUAAUUGGGUAGCUAUUAACUCUCUCCUGAUAAACACGGUACAUAAGACACUUGACUGAUGACCCCAGAGUAAUUAUCAAACGAAGGAACCAAGCCGGAGAGAGACCCCCCCAGAGUAAUAUUUGGAGUGUGGCUUGAAGCCUAUCAACCGAGGAAGGAUUAUGAAGGCCACCACAAUACCUUACUGAUCAACCUGCGAGAUUACUCUACCUUUGAACAUUAGUUCAAGACUAAAGUAAACUCAUAAAGAAAUGGGGUACACCUCUCCGUUUAUAUAUAUAUAUAUAUAUAUAUAUAUAUAUAUAUAUAUAUAUAUAUAUAUAUAUAUAUAUAUAUAUAUAUAUAUAUAUAUAUAUAUUGGUAUAAGUGUUGGUCUUAGGUAUAUCAACCUCUGAAGUGUUAUCAAGGCCAAACAAGAGCUUAAAGGCCAACCAGCAAAAAUGCUUUAGCUCUAAACAUUGCCUAGGACUAAAGUAAACUUUCAGUGUAUCUCUUUGGCAACCUGUCCUCAGCCUAGGCUUGUCCGUCCAUUUUAAGGUACCGCGGGUUAAAAAAAAUAUUUUUUAAAAUAUGUUAAUAAUAUUCCAUACUACAAAGUGUUGAAUAGUUAAGGCUAAAUUAAGUUCCGUUGGCACUUAUUAGUAUUUGCAGUACGUGGAUGAAGCACUUAGAGAGGCGGGAUUCGAACAGAGGACGUGAACAAAACGUUUCACUGCUCGAGAAACACACACACGUCAUCAGUCGAGUGGUGUGUUAAGUUAUUUACAUUUAAAAUAUAUUUCAAUAUUUAUAUGUACCAUAAAUGAUAAUUUAUAAUAGUAUCUCCUAAAAAUAUGUUUAGAUUUACUGAACACUCUUGGAAGUUACAGCUUUAUUUGGGCUCUAGUUGUAAAAUAAAUCGUAAAUAAUGCUGAAUCUACGCUCACAAGAAUACAUAAUACAGGUGUGUGUAUUAUGAAAGCACAUAUCAACAUUAAAGUCAUAUGUUGGAAGAGUGUAGUAUUUAGUAGGCUAAAUAGCCUACUUAGCUAAAACAUAGAUAACAAGGGGGAUUUGGUGGUUGGAAUAACGAAUAUUUGGCCUGUGUCGAUGAGGACGGGUUGCCCCUUUGGGUGAGGCUGUCAACUCUCCUCUAUAUAUUAUAGUACUAUAUACUACUAUAUACUAUAUACUCUAUAUACUAUAGUACCCUGAGGGAUGAUAUGCCUUAGAUUCGAAACAACGCUCUGUGCAUCCAUGGUAAAUGACUUCAGGAGGUAAUUUAACAUUUUGUUAAUUUUAUGGUUUGUAAGAUUUGAGAAUAAAUAAUAGUUUUUC
Messenger RNA from Procambarus clarkii (red swamp crayfish), 4886 nucleotides. RefSeq lists its product as uncharacterized. Lineage: Eukaryota; Metazoa; Arthropoda; Malacostraca; Decapoda; Cambaridae. Gene Ontology annotation, biological process: protein phosphorylation. Gene Ontology annotation, molecular function: protein binding; protein kinase activity; ATP binding. The record is from RefSeq and is a predicted model, not a curated record.